Molecule: messenger RNA, 832 nt
Organism: Acomys russatus (golden spiny mouse)
Lineage: Eukaryota; Metazoa; Chordata; Mammalia; Rodentia; Muridae
Gene: Leng1
Product: leukocyte receptor cluster member 1
Exons: 4
Coding region: 56-832 (258 amino acids)
Source: RefSeq, a predicted model, not a curated record
GCCAAUCGGAAGUGUUGGAGCUUGGGCCUGCGGAUCGGAGGUCGGUUCCCGAGCCAUGAAUAUCUUGCCCAAGAAGAGCUGGCACGUCCGGAACAAGGACAAUGUCGCCCGCGUGCGGCGCGACGAGGCCCAGGCCCGGGAGGAGGAGAAGGAGAGGGAGCGGAGGGUGCUGCUGGCUCAGCAAGAGGCCCGCACAGAAUUCCUGCGGAAGAAAGCCAGGCGCCAGAACGCACUGCCUGAGCCGCCGGAAGCAGAUGCAGGGGCUCCACGUUCUGGCCCUGUAGACCUGUUUAGGGAGCUGCUAGAAGAAGGGCAAGGAGUGCCUAGAGGAAAUAAAGAACACGAGGAAGAGAAGCGGCAGGAGAAGGAGAGGCAAGAGAAAGCACUAGGCAUCUUGACAUACUUGGGCCAGAGCGCAGCAGAGGCCCAAACUCAACCUCCUUGGUACCAGCUCCCCCCAACACAAAGGGCUCCAGGCCCAAGCCCAGAUGAGAAGAUCAAGAACCGACUGGACCCCUUGAGGGAGAUGCAGAAGCACCUAGGAAAGAAAAGGCACAGCAGUGAAAGCCACCCUUCCAGGGAGGAGCGGCCUCAGAAACAGCGGCCCAGAGGGCCACCUUCCUUAGAAAAGCUCCGAGCUGAGCGUCUUCAGCGGGAAGCAUCUGAGAGAGCUCGAGCAGAAGCCUUGCUGGCCAGAGUACAAGGCCAGGUAUCCCAGCAAGGGCAGGUGGAAGAGGAAGAGACAGAUGAACGGAGGCGGCGGUAUAACUCCCAGUUCAACCCCCAGCUGGCCCGGCGCCCACGGCAGCAGAACCCCACUCCUGCCCACUGA